UUUCACCGAACCAAUUUCAGCUCUCAUCCGCUCCCGCCCGUUGUUCUUCGCUGCUGCUGCAACUCUCCCAGUGAAUUCAAAAAGAAAAUCGGAGAAAUCGGUUCUGGAAUUUUCAGUGGUUUUUUGUUACAAUCUCAAUCUGUUCUUCGUUGCUUGUUAAUUGCUCUCAAUCUUGUCUUUGAAGGGAAACGAUUACGGCUGGUAAAUUGCGAUUCGUUUAUUUCAUGUACUCAAGUCGCUAAUGAAAACUAGCUUCCUGUAAUGGCGCUCUCACCGUAUUUGUCAGUGCCGAAUCCGUUCAAAACUUCUACGACGUUUCAGAAACGGUAUUUAGAGUGUCAACAACUUCCAUUUCUUUCCAAACUUUCCAAUUUCAGUGUUCGCCGUAGAUUUUUCUCAGAUGACUGGAGCUUGUCCUCCGACGUUGCGAAGUGCAGAGCGAAGCCGAAGGAUCUUGUUCUUGGAAAUCCGUCGGUAAUUGUUGAGAAAGGGAAGUAUAGUUAUGACGUUGAAACCCUAAUUAAUAAGCUCAGUAGCCUCCCGCCACGAGGUAGCAUAGCUCGUUGUCUCGAUAUCUUCAAGAAUAGGCUUUCGCUUAAUGACUUCAGUUUGGUUUUCAAGGAAUUCGCGGCGCGCGGGGACUGGCAACGAUCGUUACGCCUGUUCAAAUACAUGCAGCGACAGAUAUGGUGCAAGCCGAACGAGCACAUCUAUACUAUCAUGAUCAGUUUGCUCGGCCGCGAAGGAUUGCUCGAGAAAUGUAGUGAGAUAUUCGAUGAAAUGGCGAGCCAGGGCGUGAUACGUAGCGUUUUUUCUUAUACCGCUUUGAUAAAUGCCUACGGGCGCAAUGGUCAGUACGAAACCUCACUUGAACUUCUUGAAAGGAUGAAAAGAGAGAGAGUUUCACCUAAUAUAUUGACUUACAAUACCGUGAUAAAUGCUUGUGCUAGAGGUGAUUUGGAUUGGGAGGGAUUGUUGGGAUUGUUUGCCGAGAUGAGGCAUGAAGGGGUUCAACCUGAUCUGGUUACUUAUAAUACUUUGCUUAGUGCAUGUGCUGCUCGCGGUUUAGGCGAUGAGGCAGAGAUGGUCUUCAAGACUAUGGUAGAGGGAGGGAUAGUACCUGAGAUAACAACAUAUAGUUAUAUUGUCGAAACAUUUGGAAAAUUGGGUAAGCUUGAGAAAGUUGCUAUGCUGCUAAAAGAAAUGGAGUCCGAAGGGUAUUUGCCUGAUAUAUCAUCCUACAAUGUGUUAAUAGAGGCACAUGCAAAAUCAGGGUCGAUUAAAGAGGCAAUGGACGUGUUUAAACAGAUGCAAGCAGCAGGAUGUGUGCCAAAUGCAUCCACUUAUAGUAUUCUGUUGAAUUUAUAUGGGAAACAUGGGAGGUAUGAUGAUGUACGAGAGCUUUUUCUUGAAAUGAAAGAGAGUAGUGCUGAGCCAGAUGCAACUACUUACAACAUUCUCAUACGAGUAUUUGGAGAGGGUGGAUACUUUAAGGAGGUUGUAACUCUGUUUCAUGAUUUGGUGGAGGAGAAGAUUGACCCAAAUAUGGAGACAUAUGAGGGGUUAGUAUAUGCUUGUGGAAAGGGAGGGCUGCAUGAGGAUGCCAAGAAAAUUAUACGUCACAUGAAUGAGAAAGGAAUGGUUCCAAGUUCUAAAGCAUAUAGUGGACUGAUUGAAGCAUACGGACAGGCUGCAUUGUAUGAUGAAGCUCUUGUUGCCUUUAACACAAUGAACGAAGUGGGAAGUAAGUCAACUGUUGAUACCUACAAUUCGCUAAUUCACACAUUUGCUAGAGGUGGACUAUACAAGGAGUUUGAAGCAAUCUUAUUGAGAAUGAGAGAACAUGGUAUUUCAAGGAAUGCAAAGUCAUUUAGUGGUAUUAUUGAAGGUUAUAGGCAAAGUGGUCAGUUUGAAGAAGCUAUAAAGGCCUUUGUUGAGAUGGAAAAAAUGAGAUUUGAACCUGAUGAGCAGACCCUUGAGGCAGUUUUAGGUGUUUAUUGCUUUGCAGGUCUUGUGGAUGAGAGCAAAGAGCAGUUUCAUGAAAUUAAAGCUUCAGGAAUAUUGCCUAAUGUAUUGUGCUACUGCAUGAUGCUGGCAGUUUAUGCCAAGAAUGGCAGGUGGGAUGAUGCCUAUGAAUUACUUGAUGAGAUGAUUAAAAACAGGGUGUCUAGUAUUCAUCAAGUCAUUGGCCAGAUGAUCAAGGGAGAUUACGAUGAUGAUUCUAAUUGGCAGAUGGUUGAGUAUGUUUUUGACAAACUUAACGCUGAAGGUUGUGGAUUGGGAAUGAGAUUUUACAAUACACUGCUAGAAGCACUUUGGUGGCUUGGCCAGAAAGGACGUGCUGCAAGGGUUCUCACUGAAGCAACAAAACGAGGCCUUUUCCCUGAACUUUUCCGCAAAAGAAAACUUGUGUGGUCUGUGGAUGUGCACAGAAUGUGGGAAGGCAGUGCAUAUACUGCACUAUCACUUUGGGUCAACAAAAUGAAUGAAAUGCUUAUGGAUGGGGAGGAUCUCCCUCAGCUUGCAGCUGUUGUAGUUGGCAGGGGGUGGUUGGAGAAAGACUCAACCGCACAAAACUUGCCUAUCGCGAGGGCUGUCUAUUCAUUCCUGCAGGAUAAUGUGUCGUCGUCCUUUUCGUUUCCUGGGUGGAACAAUGGUCGAAUCGUCUGCCAACAAUCUCAACUAAAGCAGCUCCUCUCAAACGCAGAAGCAUCAUCUAGUGAAAUUAUUACCCUAAAUAAUUCCCCACUAAAUCUUCCAGAAGCAAAGAUAUCCAGAUCUGGUAUAAACAAUGACAAAUACAAAGAUGUUGAUUCUAAAUCAAGUAACAGGACAGGAACUGAGCUUCUGACUACAACUAUUUGAAUGAAAUACAAGGUUGAAAAAUCUAGUUUUCAAGUUCUGAAACUCAUCACCUUCCAUUUUUAUUGGAAGGAUGUGAUCCAUGGGGCUCUUCGACUUCGAAAAAACUUACCAAAUGACAAUCUCACAGCGUUCAGAUGGUGACACAGUUUUCUUGCGACCUGCUUGCGAUGAUUCACAUAUAAAAGGCCAAUUUGAUCGAUUCAAGGAAGAAGAUGCAUGCCCAACCCAAAUAAGAGGUCAGUGUUUUUGUAGCUUUAGAAUUAAUAUUCUUUACUGGAAAAAGGAAAAGCUGUUUGUUAGUAAUUGUUAGACCAGCAGUUUAAAUCUCUGUGAACUAAUCAGGGAGAUGUAUUAUCUUCUAGAUUUGGAAUUCCGCAACUAUGAAUAGAAAAUUUGGAGGAUUAGCAAAGUGCCUUCACCUU
Molecule: messenger RNA, 3287 nt
Organism: Benincasa hispida (wax gourd)
Lineage: Eukaryota; Viridiplantae; Streptophyta; Magnoliopsida; Cucurbitales; Cucurbitaceae
Gene: PTAC2
Product: plastid transcriptionally active 2
Molecular function (GO): protein binding
Source: RefSeq, a predicted model, not a curated record